GGCCAUUUUCUAGCGGAGGGUGUGCCUCAGAGAGGAGAGACCGCCCCGGGCAGGCUUGGGCUAGGUGCAGGAGAAGGCUUCGCGUGGUUGGGGUGGCUGACGCUGGGACCGGGCUUUGGGACACCCCGAAAGGGGAUUCAGCUGGGAAAAAAAACUGAGGGCACCUUGGGCCAUCCGGCUGCAGAGGAAUUUGAGCAGGAGAAAAACUUUCUUGAAAGGCAGCGGCCAAACUCUUCUGGGGCAAAGAGAGGACGCGCAGAGAGCAAGGAACGCAGUGUGCCGCGGGAGGGCGCAGAGCGCCGGGCGCGCGGGCCGCGGGCCGGCUGGGAGGGGGCCCCGGGCGAGGCGGAGUCCGGGCGCGCGGCCAGGCUAGUGGGGGGCCCCGGCGGGUGCAGAUCCCCUCUGGCUCCCGGGGAUCCGCGGCAGGACCGGCCAGGAGGCGCCAUGGAGGGGAGCCCCAUCCCGGUGCUGACGGUGCCCACCGCACCCUACGAGGACCAGAGGCCGACCGGCGGCGGCGGGCUGCGGCGGCCCACCGGCCUCUUCGAGGGCCAGCGCAACUACCUGCCCAACUUCAUCCAGAGCGUGCUGUCGUCCAUCGACCUGCGCGACCGCCAGGGCUGCACCAUGGUGGUGGGCAGCGAUGGCAGGUACUUCAGCAGGACGGCCACCGAGGUCGUGGUGCAGAUGGCUGCGGCCAACGGGAUUGGGCGACUGAUUAUUGGACAGAAUGGCAUCUUGUCGACCCCUGCUGUUUCCUGCAUCAUCCGGAAGAUCAAAGCAGCUGGUGGAAUCAUCCUAACGGCCAGCCACUGCCCUGGAGGACCAGGGGGAGAAUUUGGAGUGAAGUUUAAUGUUGCCAAUGGAGGUCCUGCACCAGAUGUUGUUUCGGACAAAAUCUAUCAAAUCAGCAAAACAAUUGAGGAAUAUGCCAUAUGCCCUGAUCUUCGAAUCGACCUUUCCCGACUAGGAAGACAAGAAUUUGACCUGGAAAACAAAUUCAAACCUUUCAGAGUGGAAAUCGUGGACCCAGUGGAUAUCUAUCUCAACCUCCUUCGUUCCAUCUUUGAUUUUAAUGCCAUCAAGAGUCUGCUGACUGGGUCCAGCCAACUGAAGAUCCGUGUUGACGCCAUGCAUGGAGUGAUGGGACCCUAUGUGAGAAAAGUCCUGUGUGAUGAGCUGGGGGCCCCAGCAAAUUCUGCAAUAAACUGUGUUCCCUUGGAAGACUUUGGGGGGCAGCAUCCUGACCCAAACCUGACAUAUGCAACAACACUUCUGGAAGCGAUGAAAGGAGGGGAAUAUGGAUUUGGAGCUGCAUUUGAUGCUGAUGGAGACCGUUACAUGAUCCUAGGCCAAAAUGGCUUCUUUGUGAGCCCUUCGGACUCCCUGGCCAUCAUUGCUGCCAACCUCUCUUGCAUUCCUUAUUUCCGUCAGAUGGGGAUCCGAGGGUUUGGGAGGAGUAUGCCCACCAGCACAGCCCUGGACAGGGUGGCCAAAUCAAUGAAGGUCCCUGUUUAUGAGACCCCAGCUGGAUGGAGAUUCUUCUCAAAUCUUAUGGAUUCGGGACGGUGCUCUCUGUGUGGAGAAGAGAGCUUUGGCACUGGCUCUGAUCACCUCCGAGAGAAAGAUGGCCUCUGGGCUGUCUUGGUCUGGCUCUCCAUUAUCGCUGCCCGGAAGCAGAGUGUAGAGGAGAUUGUCCGAGAUCACUGGGCCAAAUUUGGCCGCCAUUACUAUUGCAGGUUUGACUAUGAGGGGCUGGAGCCUAAGACAACAUAUUACAUCAUGAGGGACCUGGAGACCUUGAUCACAGACAAGUCCUUCAUCGGCCAGCAGUUUGCUGUGGGGAGCAACGUCUACAGUGUGGCCAAGACAGACAGCUUUGAAUACGUGGACCCUGUGGAUGGUGCUGUGACCAAGAAACAGGGUCUGAGGAUCAUUUUCUCAGAUGCAUCACGGCUCAUCUUCCGACUCAGUUCGUCCAGUGGGGUGCGGGCCACCGUCAGGCUGUACGCAGAGAGCUACGAGAGGGAUCCCAGUGGGCAUGACCAGGAGCCACAGGCAGUGCUGAGCCCUCUCAUAGCCAUUGCGCUGAAGAUUUCCCAGAUUCAUGAGAGAACUGGCCGGAGGGGACCCACUGUCAUCACUUGAAUGGCAGAAAGAUCACUCAGCAGGGCCAAAAGAGAGCACCGGCGGGAGACGCUUCACUGAUACCUUCUUGCUACCUGUUUGUGCCUUUUAUGACUUUGGAAAAAAACAAAAGAUAUUUUGCUGUUGGAGGGGCGUGGGUGGGGAAAAAAAAGUAUCUGGCUCAUUUUGGUUUGGGCCAGUUCCUCCAAAUGUAACAGGGUCUUUAGUUGUCUGUUAAAGCUGCACUAUCUUUUGAUAUCUUUAUUGUGUCACAUAAAGGAAACUCCUCUUGUGAAAAGGGGUAAGUGGGCUAGGAAACUCAUCCUAACAUCUGUGCAUCAUUGGUGCCACAUGAGAGAGGUUCUGAAAUAAUGAGAGGAGAGAGUGGUACCAGAAUUAAACUGACCCAAAGCUCCAGGUGUCCCUGGGCAAGCAGAAGACACUCCAGAGCUUGGAGGAGGAUUUAGCUUUUCACCCUAGGUCUGGUUUGUUCUACGACGGGGGGAAAUUGUAGUAAUCCUGAUGGCCCACCCUCCCCAGCCUUCCCUACCCCAUUCCCUUCCACCCCGUGCCACUUUCUCUCACAUCUUCUAAAGCUUCCUACAAUUCACAAUGGCACACUUCCAACAAAACAUAUCAAAGGGUGCUUUGCUCUUUGAUCUUGUAAAUAAUAUUAUUUUAAUGAUAUGAUUAAGUAGGCUGCAUUCCUUCAGGUUCGGCUAUUCCUUACAUAGGUAGGAGGCAGUUUCUUGACAGGGCUCUGCAAACGAAUGCUUUAAAUUCUUUAGGACCUUCCUUGAUUACAUCCCACAGAUUGACGCAUGACUUUGUAUGAAUUCCUCCUGGGAAGACAGAAUGCCACCGUGUGCACUAGCUCUUUGACUCUCCCAGUAAGGGUCUAUUUUAAUUUACUUAUUUCGACCUAGUUCAGAUAUUAUUUGUCAUGGCUGUAAAAGGAGUGAAUGUAAUGUAAAAGGAGAAAAUGAAGUGACCGUACCAUAUUUCUGGUGGUACAGUUGUCGACCUGGUGAAGUGGAGGGAAGCAUGGGGACCCCUGCUGGAAAGCAAAGUCACAAAUGGCUUUCCUUGCCUGGGAAAAGGAUAUUGCAGCUCUAGCAGCCUCUGCCUGUCUUCAACCAGAUCGCUUGGUGCAUGGGAGCUGUUUGCAUAUGUUUUGCUUCCUUGGGAACAGCACAUUCACGUAUCGUAUCGUGCCAUUUGCGGAGAUGACUCGGUAUACUUUGACCGUUAAGCAAUGAGUUAUUGCUGCAGUCCAGGUUAGUGCAAGCAAAGAAAUGUUCCCAGUAAGUUAUUUGUUUCUUUUUUCUAUCCAUGCUUCUGUCAGAAACUUGCUAGGACAUUUAGUAGCCAAUAAAAAGAAAUUCCUUAUUUCAACCUA
Molecule: messenger RNA, 3526 nt
Organism: Choloepus didactylus (southern two-toed sloth)
Lineage: Eukaryota; Metazoa; Chordata; Mammalia; Pilosa; Megalonychidae
Gene: PGM5
Product: phosphoglucomutase 5
Exons: 11
Coding region: 445-2148 (567 amino acids)
Biological process (GO): myofibril assembly; carbohydrate metabolic process; striated muscle tissue development
Cellular component (GO): cytosol; cell-substrate junction; adherens junction
Molecular function (GO): magnesium ion binding; phosphoglucomutase activity
Source: RefSeq, a predicted model, not a curated record